This is a messenger RNA of Drechmeria coniospora, 3147 nucleotides long. RefSeq names its product heavy metal tolerance protein precursor. Gene Ontology annotation, biological process: transmembrane transport. The record is from RefSeq and is a predicted model, not a curated record. The transcript is spliced from 3 exons. Gene Ontology annotation, cellular component: membrane. Lineage: Eukaryota; Fungi; Ascomycota; Sordariomycetes; Hypocreales; Ophiocordycipitaceae. Bases 1 to 3147 code for a protein of 1048 amino acids. Gene Ontology annotation, molecular function: ATP binding; ABC-type transporter activity; ATP hydrolysis activity.
AUGGCGGCCGACGACGAUAUACCACCGCCAGACCGACGUGGCACCCACGGCGAUCGCUCCGGCACCGUCGACCUCAUCCUCCGCGAGACCCAGUACCUGUACGCACUGAUACUUCUCAUCAGCUUCGUAACCGGUGCCGCUUUCUACAGCGUCUACAACGCCAAGAAGCAGGAGGAUGCUGUGAAGCCACUCGUCAAGGGACCGGGUGGGAAGCCACUUCCCAUAACCAAACGCAAGAAACGCGACGAUGGCGAGCGUAAAAUCGGUCCUCGCUUCGGCAAAGCCGCCAAGAACGCCUUCCGCUACCUUGCAUCGGUCGUUUGCCUGACGUACAUCGCCAGUGGCGCUUUCAUGUUCAACCACGCCUUUUACCACGAGGAUCCGUACAGGUGGUCGAAGGAAGGUCUUCCUUGGGCUGGGGAGUGGAGUGUGGUUCACGUCACCGGAUCGGCCUUCUUCUACCUCUAUAUCCUUUUCUCGCUAUUCGACUGGCGCAAAGGCCCCAACAUCGUUCACUUGAUCGUCUGGGUCAUGGGCCUCGUCGGCGAGGUCGUCCUCGCCGCCGCCACCUUCAUCGCCGCCGCGGACUGCCAUUUUGCUCGUUCCAUCCGAACCGAACAUUGGACUGAAGGGAAUGCGGAAGACGGCAGCUGCGUUGACCGUUGGACAAAGAUCGACCUGACGCUGUACUUUGUCAGAAUACUGCACAUGGUCCUCCUCAUCGCGCUCUUCUGCACAGCCUGGAUGUUCAAGGCACGCCGAAACGCCGACAGCGCUGAAGAAGGCCAUGCCGCCGUCGAGACGACGCCGCUGCUCAACGGGUCCACCACCCGUUUGUCCUAUGAAACGCAAGACGAUCAUGCAAACUGCGAAUCCAAUGGCCAGAGCCAGGGCGCUCCGUUGGAACGCAGUGCCGGCAGCGGCAGUCGAGCGCAACGGCGCCGCAGCCAGUCCGCUUCAAACCCCGCCAGGUCCGCCGGCAGGAAUGGCCAGGGAAAGGACGAACCGGCGGCGUUCUAUCGCCCAGAGAAACUGCCCCAGAGGACCUGGUGGGAGUACCUGAGAGGGUACUCGCUCUUUUUCCCCUAUUUAUGGCCCAAGGACAACGUCGUUCUCAAGCUUCACGUGCUCGUGUGUUUCGGGUUGGUCAUCCUCCAGCGCCUGGUCAACAUGGCGGUGCCCUAUCAGAUCGGCCGCGUCGUCAAAAGGCUCGAGUACGCCAUCAACGACGUCAAGCGAGGGGCACCGCUCACCACCGAGAACUUCCCCCUGCAAGACCUUCUACUGCUUGGCGCCCUUUGGAUUCUCCAGGGCCAGUCUGGCCUGCUGGGCUCGUUGCGAUCGUUGCUCUGGAUCCCCGUCUCCCAGUACUCCUACCGCGGCCUGACGACGGCGGCAUUCAACCAUGUCCACUCCCUCAGCCUCGACUUCCACCUAUCCAAACGCACCGGCGAGGUGCUCUCCGCGCUCAACAAGGGUUCUGCCAUCAACCAAUUUCUCGAGCAGGUGACGUUCCAGGUUGUCCCCAUGCUCUUCGACCUGUUCUUGUCCAUAACCGUCUUCUACGUCUAUUUCGGCCCAUUGUAUGCCGAGAUCAACCUCGUGGGCACGUGCUGGUACCUCUACAUGACGAUAAAGAUGGCAUCCACCCGGGCCGACCAAAGACGGGAGAUGACGAAUGCCGAUCGCGACGAGGAGGCGAUAAAGAACGAUUCGAUUUCGAGCUACGAAACCGUCAAAUACUUCAACGCCGAAGAGUACGAGUCGAACCGAUACCAGGACAAGGUCGGCGUCUUCCAAACAGCCGAGGCCAAGGUGCAGAUUGGCAUGGUCCUGAUGAACAUCUGCCAGACUCUGGUCUUCAACCUGGGCAGGAUCAUUGCCGCGUCGGUCUGCGGGUGGCAAGUCGCCGUCGGCGUCAGAGAGACCGGUGACUGGUUCACGGUUGUGUCCUACCUCACCCAGUUGCAGGGCCCACUGAACUUUUUCGGCACAUUCUACCGAACGGUCCAGCAGGCCAUGAUUUCCGGCGAGCGGCUCCUCGAGCUGUUCAAGAUUCAACCUACCGUCCUCGACACACCGCACGCGCAGCCGUUGGUGAACUACAGCGGACGCAUUCGAUGGAACAACGUUAGCUUUGCCUAUGACCGGCGGAAGCCAGCUCUGCGCAACAUCAGUUUCGAGUGCGCCCCCGGCACGACCACGGCUUUCGUCGGGGAGUCUGGCGGCGGCAAGUCGACCUUGUUCCGCCACAUGUUCCGCUACUACGACUGCGAGGAAGGCAGCAUUGAGCUCGAUGGCAAGAAUGUCAAGGAUCUCACCAUCAACUCCGUGAGGAAGCAUAUCGGCGUUGUACCCCAGGACACAACCCUUUUCAACGAGACUCUCAUGUACAACCUGAAGUACGCCAACCCGGCCGCCACGGAUAAGCAGGUGUACGAGGCUUGCAUCGCCGCGAGCAUCCAUGAUCGCAUCAUGUCCUUUCCGGACAAAUACGACACUCAGGUCGGAGAGAGAGGCCUGCGACUGAGCGGAGGCGAGAAGCAGCGUGUCGCCAUUGCCCGAACCAUCCUCAAGGAUCCACGAAUCAUCAUGCUGGACGAGGCAACGUCGGCCUUGGACACCCACACGGAACAGGAGAUUCAGGAUAACGUGUGGAAGAUAGGCGAAGGACGGACGUUACUUGUCAUUGCACACAGACUGUCCACAAUCACACAUGCUGACCAGAUCAUUGUUCUCCAUGCCGGCGAGAUUGUUGAAAAAGGCACUCACGAGGAGCUGCUUGCUGCCCAGGGUCGUUAUGCCUCGAUGUGGGAGAAGCAAAUCAGGGCCGAACGGGCUCUGGGCAAGGCGAGAGAAGCUACCAUCAAGGCGGCCAAGGCGAUGAAGAGAGCCAACAUGGGCGCCAAGAACGACGCGGCCGACGAGCACACGGACGAUUACCACAACCUCGGGUCUUCUGGUACCCUGUCGGAUAAUGGCACGUCCAAGAGCAAAGGCGGCGAGGAGAGCUCGUCCUCGUCCUCGUCCUCGGACUCGUCGGCUGUGUCCUCGGACGUCGAGUCGACGCACGCAGAGGUUCGCCCGACAGAGCAGCACUCGGAUGCCGCGACGCGCACAAGCGAAGGAGCGGGAUUCCGACGAUAG